AUGCGCAGUUCAGCAUCAGCAUCAGUGUACAGACUAGCGUUUCGGUUUAUGAAAGAAAGAAAACAGACAAAACAUGGCACCCAGCCGAGGAGCAGACACACGAUGCAGAACUACACCAUCCCGUUAUCUUAAGUACACACAUGACUAGAUAAGGAGGACUAACGUUAGUUAAACCGACUAACCGCACCUCCUGAGCGCGAUUGAACUGUGAGAGGAAGUUGACACAACUUAAAACAAGAGACAGUCUGUCAAAACUCGCAUGUUAAGAUGGGUUGGACGUGUUUUUCUGUGCUGCUGAUAUGGAUUUCAUGUGUUUGUUCAACAAAGGUGCAUUAUAAUGCUCGAGUGACGGUGAAAAAUGAAGGUAUAACCAGAUAUUCUUUUGAAAACCACCAGAGUGGUUUGGUUAAGCUGGUCAGCACUUCUGGUAGCAAAAUCAUCUGGGUGGGAGGAAACGAGUCCCUCUAUUCCAUCAAACCAGCACAAGACUCCAAACCCAAACUGGUGGAUGUGAACCUUUGUAAGGAUGAAAGUAAAGAUUCAGACAAUUCAGAGUGUGCAUACAGGCUCUCUCUGCUCAGUCCGGGCGCUAAAGGAAAUCUGUUCUUCUGUGGGUCGGUUCAUGAAAAUACGAAGUGCUGUUACAUGAACUCCGAUUAUUCCAUGACUGACUGCUUCAGAUUAGAAAAUUAUGAGCCAAAUAUUAAUGAGCCGUCAUUACUCGUUGAUGAUAUGCUGUACUUCACUAAGUCUGAGAUAGGAUUGUACAGGAUAAGCAAGGACAAAAAUUACAACAUUUGGUCUCAGGCGCCUCAAAUGGAGCAAAAGUAUUUGAAGCUGAUCGCUGGUAAAGGCAAAAACGAGGGCAAAAUUUAUUCCUUCUUCGCAGAGAAACACAAAAGUGAAGACCAGUGGAUUCCACGAGUCUCUCAGAGCUGCAUGAAUGACAGAGGCGGUCGUAAGGGUCAUCUUCAGAACAGCUGGACGUCCAUGAUUUACGCCCGUCUGUUCUGUGGGAGUGGAUAUGAGUUCAGUCAACUGAUAGAUGUGGCCACACUCGAAACAGACAACGACAUCAAAAUUUAUGCGCUUUUCAGAAACUAUUGGAACAUGAGUGCUGUGUGCGUCUAUAACAUGACAAAAAUCAGCGCUAUCUUCAAUUCCUCUCAAUUCAACUCCAACAAAGAUCAUACAAAACAUCGGCCUGGAACGUGUGUCAAUGACAGUACUACGCUAAGCGAUGACGUGCUGACGUUUAUGAAGGAGCGUCCCGAGAUGAAGGAUUGGGUGAUGCCAGAGAACGGCCCCCUGCUGUUCAAACAUUGUCAUUACACUCACAUCCAGGUGGACCGACAACAAAACAACACUGUCCUGCUUCUGUCUCUAGAAAGUGGAAGGGUCCAUAAAGUCCUGGAAAAGUCAGUUUUUAUCAUUGCGGAGUAUCUGCCGUUUCCACAUGGGACACACAUCACCAGCAUGCUGCUGGACGCUUCUGAGAAGCGUCUGUUUGUGAGUUCCAGUAAUGAGGUUGUUCAGAUUGACCUUAAGGCAUGUCAUGUGUACGGAGAUGAUUGUACUGAAUGCUUGUUAUCGCGAGACCCCUACUGCGGUUGGAACAGUUUUCACUGCACCUUCACAGAAAAAAAUCAAGUUGCCAACUCCCACAUUUGCAGUCCAGCUUUAGCCGCACCAUCAAAGACUGAAAUUGGUGCCGAGACAUCAGUGGUUCAUGUCCCACCGUCCUCUAGACACUUCCUGCUCUGCCCGAUGACAUCACAUCACGCUACAUACCACUGGCUCCACGGUAACACGCACGAGGAGUGCGUUCGUUCAGAUCAGGGCUGUUUGUAUCUCAUUGAAAGCAUGAACAAGACUCAUGAAGGGUCGUACAUCUGUGUGUCUUCAGAGGACAUCUAUCAGAAGACCUAUAAGAAGACCGUCGCUCAAUAUCAGCUCAGCAUGAGCCGGUCAGACGCUCACCGUGUCGCUCCAAUAGUGUUACCGUGCUUGUUACUUCUGCUCACAGUGCCUUACUUCCUGUUAUAGACUUUUGAAAGUAUUAUCUGAUCCUGAAGUCACUAUCAAGUCACCUUUAUUUCUAUAGUGCUUAACACAAUAGAGAUUGUGACAAACAGGAAUACAAUGUUCAAUGAUGCAAGCAGAAUUCAGCUCUAGAAAGACAAUAGCAUCAUUGUUCAGCUGAAAAAUUGUCCACAUCCUGUUUAAUAAUAUUAUAUUUAUUGAUUAUUAUUAUUGCCAGAGCUAUUAAUAUUUUUCAUUUUAAAGAAAGUUUAUACAGAUUUAGCUUUCUAUACAAAAACUCGCACUGAUGAAUCAUUCACAAAGAGACCAGCAAACGAGGUAAACACUCCGACAUACACCAGAUAUUUACAGUAUAUGAAAUGUGCAAUAUGAGUGUCCAGUUUGUCAUCAGUCACAAGAGUAUGAAAACACACGAGGUUGAUGUGGGAGAGAAUCAGUUUGGAUUUGAUGAUUCCACAUCAUUUUUACAGGAUGUGGAGAGAUUAUAUAUAUUGUUGUUUUCACGAUCAGCGGUGUUUGUCACGUGAUCUACCAGGCAAAUAUUUGGACGCAAACUCAAUGUACAUUCCUCGUGAUCUUACAAACCCUUUUGAUCUAAACGAGUUACAUUAGUUUAGUAGACAAAAAUAAAUUAUUAAACAUUAAAUAAAUAAAACUGAGAACUAGACGAAGCUCAAAUGUGAGAGUUUUCAUUUGCAUCAUGUUUAUUAACGCACUUUUAUUCGAACAUGAGCAAAUGAAGAACGAGUCGAUGUGGCUGAACGUUUUACUGCAUGUUAAACAUUAUUUGUGUGAUUGUUACUCAUAUGUACUAGUGUUUAAGACUAACAAUCUGUCAUUUAGGAUUAUUAAAUAUAGAUAAAACUAGUAAGAGCAUUUCAUUGGAUCAUUCCAACAUCGACAGCAGCCACAAGAUUUUUUUAUUUUGUAAUGCCUAAGUUACAUUAGAUAAUGAAAUAUCAAUUCAAGUCUUAUUUUGGGUAAAGAAAGAGCGUUGAAGAUUGUGAAACACUGUGGUUUAUGAACGUUUCACAACCAGUGUCACUUCAUUAGAGUUUCGAUUGUAAAGUGUUGUUUAACAAAAAUCAAUUGUUCAGUACAGACUGACGCCUCAAACAUUAUACAGUGAUUCAGACUGUAAUGUAUUGUCUGUGUUUGUAUGAAGUGAUGCGAUUGAGUCAUAUUUAUUUUGUGUAGGAUGUGAAUGUGCAUUAAGGAGGUUAUGAAUAGAGAGCUUGUCUUAACCACUGUGACUAGCCUGUUUAUACAUAGAACCAUGUGUGUAAACUUUGCCAAAAGAUGUUUAUUUUUUCCUUUUUAAACUUGCUGAUUUGUAUUUUUAUAUUUAUUGCACUGUGAACUUCCACUUUUGAGAUCUGUAAAAUGUUCUGAUAAAUCAGAGUAACAUGAGCAUCUGCUGGAGGACAUGUAAAAUGAGGAAGCGAAGGUCGAACACGCCCAGCGUUAAAGGUCAUGAAACUGGAAUGAACGUCUUUACAUGUGAUGAUGAUGAUCAAUUAGUCAGUCAUUUAUUCCCUCAGUGUUGGAGGAUUCACCUUUUUACACACUGACUUCUGUGAAAGGUAUCUGAUUAAAGACUAAGUAAAACCUUGAA
Messenger RNA from Ctenopharyngodon idella (grass carp), 3658 nucleotides. RefSeq names its product semaphorin-7A-like. Gene Ontology annotation, biological process: regulation of inflammatory response; semaphorin-plexin signaling pathway; integrin-mediated signaling pathway. The record is from RefSeq and is a predicted model, not a curated record. Gene Ontology annotation, molecular function: semaphorin receptor binding; integrin binding; chemorepellent activity. The coding region runs from base 268 to 2046 and encodes 592 amino acids. Lineage: Eukaryota; Metazoa; Chordata; Actinopteri; Cypriniformes; Xenocyprididae. The transcript has 15 exons.